AUGGCCUCUGCGCGCUCUCCACCCCCUCCGGCUCCCCUCCCCUCCUCCUCAUCGCUCAACACCUCCUCCACCUCGUCCUCCACCCAAUCCAGCUCAUCCCGUCCCUCGUUCUCUCCCACACCCCGCCAACGACGAUUCAACCCCGACCUCCUUCGCCCUUACUUGAAACGUCUCCUCGCCGCACCAGAAAUCACAAGCGCUGUAUGGGACAGGGAUGCGGAGAAGCUCGUGAAGAGGGCGGAGGAGAUCAGUGCAGAGGUCAAGAGGAGGAUGGUCGACCUCGAGCCGAGCGGGUACAAGUACCUCUGCCAAGUCUCCGUCUCCGAACGACCACGCGGCACCCUCUCCUCCUCCUCCUCAACGAACACAAGCUCCAGCGCCGGCCCAGGCGCAGGCAAAGCCUUCCUCUCGUGUGUCUGGGACCCCAACUCCGACGCGAUCUUGAGCGAAGUGUAUCAGAACGAGACGGUGGUUGUAACGGUUUUGGCGGUGGCGGUGAGGAUUGGGUAUUGA
Rhodotorula toruloides NP11 is the source of this 513-nucleotide messenger RNA. RefSeq names its product Tctex-1 family protein. The transcript is spliced from 5 exons. Lineage: Eukaryota; Fungi; Basidiomycota; Microbotryomycetes; Sporidiobolales; Sporidiobolaceae. The coding region runs from base 1 to 513 and encodes 170 amino acids. The record is from RefSeq and is a predicted model, not a curated record.